UCAGUCAACUUCAUUGUUUUGACAUAAACAUCCGUCGUCGUCUCUUCUUGCUCGCUCGCGGAUCAUCGUCGUCGCGCCGACGAAACGUGCAGCGUAAAAAUAAUACGUCGUCCAAGCGCAGAGCCAUCGACACUCGCUCGCAGGCGUCAAUGUUAAGUGGAUACUUAAUCCUUAUCUUGGACGAUGAGGGAUACGAAAAACGAAUCCCCGCGAGACGGCACGCUGCGCAUUCAUCGUCGACGCGCUGGUACUUAUCAGCCCAAAGAUAGCCUAGGACUCUCCUGCAUACUGCAAGCAAACGAUGCGAGUGACGAGGGUGACAAAUUGCUCACAAGGAGAAGAGCUUUAACGGCGCCGCAGGACAACAUUGGAAUCUCCUGCUUGCCGAGCAAAGAUUCCAGCCAGCUUCCCAACAAGUCGGAUUCGGAGUUGGAAAUUUCAGAGUUGGCUUCCAUCAAGGAUAUGGUUCUCGGCCCGGAAAAGAAAACGAUCUUCGAAGAUCUGUGGAGAGGCAACGAUGCAGCAAAACAGAAGAAGGAAAUGAGCAAUCCGACAUCUAUUGGAAUAAGCAAUAUACGGAGACCAAGAAACGAAUCAACGAACACGCGAAAACCAAUUUUACCCAAGGAUAAUAUUGGCCAUUGCUGUAGACUUUUACAGAAGCCAACUGCGUCGACAACGAGUAUCAAAAGUUUGGGAAAGGACUCAAAAGUACGUGCAAAGCCAAUCAAAUCCGGUACGAGUUUGAAAGUACAGCAGGAUAAGAAAAAUUCAAAGGGUUCACGAAACUGCAGCACUGGAAGUUAACAGCAAUCAACAAGUAUUUACUCCAACUUAUGUCAUUUUUAGAUUAAACAUUUACUUUUUUACUAA
Nasonia vitripennis (jewel wasp) is the source of this 873-nucleotide messenger RNA. RefSeq lists its product as uncharacterized. The coding region runs from base 184 to 807 and encodes 207 amino acids. The transcript has 6 exons. Lineage: Eukaryota; Metazoa; Arthropoda; Insecta; Hymenoptera; Pteromalidae. The record is from RefSeq and is a predicted model, not a curated record.